Oryzias melastigma (Indian medaka) is the source of this 372-nucleotide messenger RNA. RefSeq names its product RIIa domain-containing protein 1 (gene riiad1). The transcript is spliced from 2 exons. Lineage: Eukaryota; Metazoa; Chordata; Actinopteri; Beloniformes; Adrianichthyidae. The record is from RefSeq and is a predicted model, not a curated record. Bases 154 to 357 code for a protein of 67 amino acids.
UGCUUCAAAAGCUUAUAAGGUUGUGCUGUGCCGCCCCCCUGCGGACAGUGUUUGUAAUCGCAGCUGUUUCCACAGCAACCGCUGAUAACACUGAGCACACAUUUCCAGGUUUUGGCUUCGCGGUGAGUCCUUCUUAAAACAUUUAGAGACAUUAUGGCAGAAAAGGACGUUGAGACGAAGCUGGACACGAGUGUUCUUAAUGCAGAACAGCAAGAAAAACUUCGACAGUUUAAGAUCAAGACGAGAAUCGACAACGAGAAAUAUAUGCGAGCGCAUCCUGAAGUAGAAGUUUUGGUUGGAGACUUUCUAAGGUCUGUUUUUGUUUUAUUUAAGGUCCUGAUGCAAUUUUACUAUUGAAAAAAUUAAAACUGU